AUGCAGUAUAUAACCUAUCAUACACGACCCUAACAUCUUAUUGGAUGAGAGAACAAUUCCCAAGUCGGCUCUUUCUGACAGUGGGGCUACUCUACUCUGCACUCUCCGCUGCUGUCUCUCUAUCUGACCGUGGCAUAGCCAGCUAUGUUGAGGACCGGCAAUUAUCGGAACAUGUAUCAAGGGGAAGGCACGGGGCUGCGUGGCGGGAGUCUGGCUGGCGCGCGGGAAAGGAAGCGUUUUGCCCUGUGCAUCAACCAGGAGGAGGAGAAGAGGUACCAUCGCUUCUGCAACCAUGGUGGAGGACAACAAAUGCUUAAGAUGGAGAGACAUGUUUACCUGAGGAGUGAGGAAGCGGAUGACAACAGUCCUCGUUGCCUUGAGCAGCAACGCUACUGGGAGACCAAGGCCAUUGUAAUUCAGCGGGCCUGGCGGGCCACCCUGUACCGCAAAGUGAGCUGGCAGGGGGACUGUGAGAACCGUAUGCAUCAUCAGCUUGGGACGGAGUCACUGGAGCCCUACCAGACAGCCGUGAUGGAUGAGUUUGGCCAGGACCUCUCUCUGGAUGAACUGAAGAGCCUCCAAACUGGCUUAAAGCAUGUCAAUGAUGAAAGCAUUCAGCUGCAGAGUCACCAGCUGACUACAGACCUUGAGAACAACUUCAACAUGCCCCCACUGGAGACCAAAGUGUUGAUUAUCCAGCGUGCCUGGCGUGACUUCCUCCAGAAACAGGAAGUGAUGGAGAAGAGGAGCCCCUCCCCUCCCUCCCUCUCUUCCUUUGACAAGAUGAGCACGUCCAUCAGCAUGACCACUCUAUCAGAUGGUAUCACCCCUGUAAGUCCCACCCCUCUAUCUUUGUGCUGA
Molecule: messenger RNA, 861 nt
Organism: Oncorhynchus tshawytscha (Chinook salmon)
Lineage: Eukaryota; Metazoa; Chordata; Actinopteri; Salmoniformes; Salmonidae
Exons: 8
Coding region: 145-861 (238 amino acids)
Molecular function (GO): protein binding
Source: RefSeq, a predicted model, not a curated record